AAUUGUUUGCAUCUCUAUCUCUCCAUCUCUCCUUCUUCGAUCUCUCUUCUCGAAGUUCGUCGGAGAAGCAUCGUCAGCACCUUCAAUGGCGGAUCAGCUCACCGAUGAUCAGAUCUCUGAGUUCAAGGAGGCCUUUAGCUUGUUCGACAAGGAUGGAGACGGUUGCAUCACAACGAAGGAGCUGGGAACUGUGAUGCGUUCACUGGGGCAAAACCCGACAGAGGCAGAGCUGCAGGACAUGAUAAAUGAGGUGGAUGUUGACGGUAAUGGGACAAUUGACUUCCCAGAGUUCCUCAACCUUAUGGCCCGCAAGAUGAAGGACACUGACUCUGAGGAGGAGCUCAGGGAGGCUUUCCGUGUUUUUGACAAGGACCAGAAUGGUUUCAUCUCAGCUGCUGAACUCCGCCAUGUCAUGACCAACCUCGGUGAGAAGCUGACUGAUGAGGAAGUUGAUGAGAUGAUACGGGAGGCUGAUGUUGAUGGUGAUGGCCAGAUCAACUAUGAAGAGUUUGUCAAAGUCAUGAUGGCCAAAGUGGUAGGUAUCAGCUACCACUGUGUGGUAUUUGUCUUGUUGCUUCUUUCUUUCAUCUCUUGGUCUUUAAAUCUUGAACACUUGAUACCGAGAGCUGCUGGACAUCUCCUGAAGAUGAAGGUGCUGUGUCUUCAUGGCUUCCGAACCAGUGGAAGCUUUCUCCAGAAACAGAUCAGCAAGUGGGAUCCCUCUAUCUUCCAAGAUUUCUCUAUGGUUUUCCCAGAUGGCAAGUACCCUGCUGCUGGGAAGUCGGACAUAGAGGGCAUCUUUCCACCACCAUAUUUUGAGUGGUUCCAGUUCGCCAAGGAAUUCACUGAGUACACCAAUUUGGAGGAGUGUAUUUCCUUCUUGUGUGAUUACAUCACUGAACAUGGCCCCUUUGACGGACUCCUUGGCUUCUCUCAGGGUUCAACACUAUCAGCCUUAAUGCUCGGAUACCAAGCUCAGGGAAAGAUAUUACAGAACCAUCCACCCUUCAAGUUUUUUAUUUCAAUCUCAGGGAGCAAGUUCAGAGAUCCAAGCAUCUGUGAAAUUGCUUACAAAGAACCCAUCAAAGUGAAAUCUGUCCACUUUAUAGGAGCCAAGGACUGGCUUAAAGUUCCUUCAGAGGACUUUGCCAGUGCCUUUCACAAUCCACUGAUCAUCAGGCAUCCUCAAGGGCACACUGUCCCUAGACUUGAUGAAAACACAACUGAGCUACUCAAAGAAUGGACCAAGACGGUUCUUCUUGAUGGAAAGAGUUUGGCUGAAGAUAAUGAUCCAAAGACUUUGUCUGAAGAUAAUGAUUCAAAGACGUCAAAUGAUACCUCUGGUGAAAGCCAGAGUGUUGUUGUUGAAGCUUGAGAUAGCAAUGAUGAAAAAAAUUUGAGUCUUGAAUAAUCAACCCUCUUGCCAGAGGUGGUUAUGAAUAACUUCUCAGAUUAGCGUUCUACACUCUGUAUCUGUGGUUUUUCUCUGUUUUAUAUUAUUAUGAGUUUUUGUGGAUGAAUUUUAUUUAUCUACUUUAUUUUAGAAUAAGCCUCAAGUAAUGAAUCCAGGUUAUCUUUAUUUUUCAA
Molecule: messenger RNA, 1587 nt
Organism: Dioscorea cayenensis subsp. rotundata (Guinea yam)
Lineage: Eukaryota; Viridiplantae; Streptophyta; Magnoliopsida; Dioscoreales; Dioscoreaceae
Product: esterase GA18864-like
Exons: 8
Coding region: 86-1375 (429 amino acids)
Molecular function (GO): calcium ion binding
Source: RefSeq, a predicted model, not a curated record